GCGACAGGCAGCGGCGCCAUUUUCGAAACAUGUGCGUGAUGGUGUUUGUAAACAGAACAUAUGUUGACGGUAUAUGAUCAAGGAAUUUGACGUCAUGUUUGAUCAUUGUCAGCCUGAUAACCCGGUUUAUCCAUAGUUUGAUUUGUUAAUGAGAUUAUUGAACUGUUUGGUUGUAACAGUGCGCAGUGACGUGGCGACUGACAGCUAGUGUCGUGCACUGACCUUGACAGCUGAAACUUUCAGCACCAGGAAUUCGGAAACAUAUCACAGAUUACCCACUGUUCCCAGGAUGCCGACUCCCCGCAGCCUAGGGACGUUCCCCAUCAGCCCUGCAAUGAAGGCUAAGUUGACCACCGCAGGCUUCCUGACCGUCUCCGAUCUGCAGGACCUCAAGCCAAGCGAGCUCAGCAAGGAGUUAGGCGUGACUGCUGAAGCGGCCCUCGAGGUCAUCAAGACAGUGUUCCAGGAGGACACAGGGGGGAGUGGCAGCAGGAGGUCGUCGACAAUGAGGUCAGUCACGGCGUUGGAGAUGUUGCAGGUUGAACAGAGUCUUCCAAACAUUUUCACCUUCUCAGAGAAACUUGAUGACAUCCUAGGUGGAGGUGUACCUCUUGCCAAAAUCACAGAGUUCUGUGGUGCCCCAGGAAUUGGUAAAACCCAAGUUUGCAUGCAGCUCGGCAUUGAUGUCCAAAUUCCUGAAUGUUUCGGUGGUCUGGAUGGAGAGACUGUUUACGUAGACACAGAAGGGAGUUUCAUUGUUGAGCGGAUGGUGGACAUUGCAUCUGCUACAGUUGAACAUUGUAACAAUAUCGCACAAAUGGAUGGCUCAGACGGUGACAACUUUAAUUUAGAAAAACUGUUAUCGGGGAUCCACUAUUUCCGUUGCCAUGACUACAUAGAGCUUUUGUCCACUGUACACCUAUUGCCAAAAUUUCUUUCUGAGCAUAAAAAGGUGAAGCUUGUCAUAGUGGACAGUAUCGCAUUCCACUUCCGUCAUGAUUUUGACGACAUGUCGCUGCGAACACGCCUCCUCACAUCCAUGGCCCAGAGCUUCAUCAGGCUGGCAACAGAGCACAAACUAGCUGUAGUGCUGACCAACCAGAUGACCACCAAGAUGGGUGGGGGUGCAGCUGGGGGUUCCCACCUAAUCCCCGCCCUGGGGGAGAGCUGGGGACACGCCAGCACCAUCAGGGUAGUGCUGUACUGGGAGGGCAAUAACAGAUACGCCCUGCUCUACAAGUCACCCUCAAAGAAAGAAGCUGUGGUGCCGUUCCAAAUUACGUUGGCCAUCAGGGCCUGGUGCCUCCUGCAGGCUUUAUCUACAGGCCCUGAAUGA
Haliotis rubra (blacklip abalone) is the source of this 1336-nucleotide messenger RNA. Its product is annotated as DNA repair protein RAD51 homolog 3-like. The record is from RefSeq and is a predicted model, not a curated record. Gene Ontology annotation, cellular component: replication fork; Rad51C-XRCC3 complex; Rad51B-Rad51C-Rad51D-XRCC2 complex. Gene Ontology annotation, molecular function: four-way junction DNA binding; crossover junction DNA endonuclease activity; ATP binding. Gene Ontology annotation, biological process: DNA repair; meiotic DNA recombinase assembly; reciprocal meiotic recombination. NCBI's taxonomy places the organism in Eukaryota, Metazoa, Mollusca, Gastropoda, Lepetellida, Haliotidae. The coding region runs from base 290 to 1336 and encodes 348 amino acids. The transcript has 8 exons.